UCACCGCUGACGUCAUUUCGACCGCGUUGGACUCUGACGUGUAGAGAAUCCCAGUCGCGAUCAAACUGCUGCUCAAAACACACUUUCACCCGGACAGAGAGAAUUACGAAGGAAAAGAUCAGAGGAAAGAAACUGUGAUUGUAGUCUGGCGCAAACUCAUCCAAUUAGUUGGACUUUUACUCCUUGUUCUUGUUUCUGGGCAGUUUUUAAAAUGGGUUUGACCAUUUCGAGCGUCUUCUCUCGCUUGUUUGGGAAAAAACAGAUGAGAAUUCUCAUGGUUGGUCUGGAUGCUGCAGGGAAAACCACAAUCCUCUACAAACUCAAACUGGGAGAAAUAGUCACAACAAUUCCAACGAUAGGUUUUAACGUCGAGACGGUGGAAUACAAGAACAUUUGCUUCACCGUGUGGGAUGUGGGUGGUCAGGAUAAGAUCAGGCCUCUUUGGAGACACUACUUCCAGAAUACCCAGGGUCUGAUCUUUGUGGUGGACAGUAACGAUCAAGAGCGAGCACAGGAAGCAGCAGAAGAGCUUCAGAAGAUGCUUCAGGAGGAUGAGCUGAGAGACGCCGUUCUGCUGGUUUUUUCAAAUAAACAAGAUUUACCGAACGCAAUGGCCAUCAGCGAGAUGACGGACAAACUCGGCCUGCAAGCACUCAGGAGCAGAACUUGGUAUGUCCAGGCGACCUGUGCGACUCAAGGGACGGGUUUAUACGAGGGAUUAGACUGGCUUUCCGAGCAGCUCUCCAAACAGUAAACAGCACUUCCUGUUCAAGCAGGAUGUGUGCUUUUCUAAAGGACACAAUUAGUGGAGUUAAUGUGGCACAGAAGCUGUUCAUGUAUCAUUUUCAGUUGAUUGCUACCAAAAG
Molecule: messenger RNA, 866 nt
Organism: Carassius carassius (crucian carp)
Lineage: Eukaryota; Metazoa; Chordata; Actinopteri; Cypriniformes; Cyprinidae
Product: ADP-ribosylation factor 4-like
Exons: 6
Coding region: 212-754 (180 amino acids)
Biological process (GO): intracellular protein transport; vesicle-mediated transport
Cellular component (GO): cytoplasm; plasma membrane
Molecular function (GO): GTP binding; GTPase activity
Source: RefSeq, a predicted model, not a curated record